Erigeron canadensis is the source of this 1865-nucleotide messenger RNA. Its product is annotated as betaine aldehyde dehydrogenase, chloroplastic. Bases 163 to 1677 code for a protein of 504 amino acids. Gene Ontology annotation, molecular function: oxidoreductase activity, acting on the aldehyde or oxo group of donors, NAD or NADP as acceptor. The transcript is spliced from 15 exons. The record is from RefSeq and is a predicted model, not a curated record. Lineage: Eukaryota; Viridiplantae; Streptophyta; Magnoliopsida; Asterales; Asteraceae.
UAUAAACAACAAAAACAGAAACCACUUAGUUUAACGCAUCACACCCGAUCUACACAACCUAUCGCCCUUCCGUCGGUAUCGCAUCAGUCUCCGGGAAGGAUUAACAGCUAACUGAACUACUCAAGUUUCAAAUUCACUCAACAACUAUCUAAUCUUAUCAUUAUGUCCCACUCAAUACCGUGUCGUCAGCUUUUCAUCGACGGUGAAUGGAGAGAGCCUAUUAAAAAGAAUCGCAUCCCUGUCGUCAAUCCAGCUACUGAGAACAUCAUUGGGGAUAUUCCAGCAGCUACCUCUGAGGAUGUUGAUGUGGCUGUUAAAGCAGCUCGCAGGGCUCUUAAACGGGACGGAGGGAAAGACUGGGCAUCAGCCACUGGAGCACAUCGUGCAAAGUAUCUGCGUGCCAUUGCUGCAAAGAUAACUGAGAAAAAAGAUACAUUUGCAAAACUAGAAGCUAUUGAUUGUGGAAAACCACUUGAUGAAGCAGCAUGGGAUAUAGAUGAUGUCGCGGGAUGUUUCGAAUAUAAUGCUGAUCUUGCUGAAGCGUUAGAUGCAAAGCAAAAAGCACCUAUUGAACUUCCAAUGGAUACAUUCAAAUGUCAUGUCCUUAGGGAACCUAUUGGUGUUGUUGGGCUUAUUACUCCAUGGAAUUACCCAUUGCUGAUGGCUACAUGGAAAGUUGCACCUGCCCUGGCAGCUGGGUGUGCUGCAAUACUUAAGCCAUCAGAACUUGCAUCUCUUACUUGCCUGGAAUUAGGCGAAGUAUGUAGGGAGGUGGGACUUCCCCCUGGCAUUCUCAACAUUCUGACUGGGUUAGGCCCAGAAGCGGGUGCUCCUUUGGCUUCUCAUCCUGAUGUUGAUAAGAUUGCAUUUACGGGAAGCAGUGCCACAGGAAGCAAGAUUAUGACUGCUGCAGCUCAAAAUGUCAAGCCUGUUACGCUUGAGCUUGGUGGAAAGAGCCCAAUAGUUGUGUUUGAUGAUGUUGACAUUGAUAAAGCUGUGGAGUGGACACUCUUUGGUUGCUUCUGGACAAAUGGGCAAAUCUGCAGUGCAACUUCUCGCCUUAUAGUACAUGAAAGUAUAGCAAAGGAGUUUCUAGACAAGCUUGUGAAGUGGGCUAAAAACAUCAAGAUUUCAGAUCCAUUGGAGGAAGGUUGUAGGCUUGGACCCUUGGUCAGCAGUGGACAGUAUGAGAAGGUGGCAAAGUUUGUUGAAACAGCCAAAAGUGAAGGUGCUACUAUUUUGUCUGGAGGGCAACGUCCCCAGCAUCUGAAAAGUGGCUUCUAUAUUGAGCCAACCAUCAUUAGUGACGUUACCAGGUCCAUGCAAAUUUGGAGAGAUGAAGUUUUUGGACCUAUCCUCUGUGUUAAAACAUUUUCCACGGAAGAAGAAGCAAUUGAAUUAGCAAAUGACACCCAUUACGGAUUGGGCUCUGCUGUAAUAUCCAACGAUUUGGACCGGUGUGAUCGUCUUACAAAGGCUUUUGAUGCAGGUAUUGUUUGGGUGAACUGCUCGCAGCCAUGUUUCUCUCAAGCUCCAUGGGGUGGCAAAAAGCGUAGUGGUUUUGGCCGUGAACUAGGAGAAUGGGGACUUGAUAACUACUUGAGCGUAAAGCAGGUGACGCGCUACAUCUCUAAUGAUCCAUGGGGUUGGUAUACACCCCCUUCUCCUAAGCUAUAAGAUAAGGAAUAUCCAGUGUACCAUUAUCAAUUGCAACUCGAAACACAAGGAUGAUCAUCCGACGCUUGUGAUUCGUGUUUCUUGUUUUCCUUUAUGUGAUAGGUGAAGUCUUUGGUUUGCUUAAAGUUGAAUUACAACAAUAAUCGAAGAUGGAUAUUUUAUAAAAUAAAGUUAUAAAGUUAUGGUUA